This is a messenger RNA of Zootermopsis nevadensis, 1954 nucleotides long. RefSeq names its product carboxylic ester hydrolase. Lineage: Eukaryota; Metazoa; Arthropoda; Insecta; Blattodea; Termopsidae. The record is from RefSeq and is a predicted model, not a curated record.
GUCACGUGAUACCUCAGAUAAGGCAACCCAUGGGGGUGACGAGACAGACACACAGAAGGAGCGCGAUGUGGAAGAACAAAUUCCGCGAAGGCAGUGGUUGUGCGUUGUUGUUCCUGGUUAUCUGCGUGGGGUUCAUAGUCAUCGUGUACCUGAACAGCGCAGAAGAGGACCCAGAGCUGCAGGUGUUCGUGAAGCAGGGUGCGCUCAGGGGUCAGCAUUUCACCACCAGAAAGGGACGUCAUAUUUUGGGUUUCCAGAGGAUCCCAUAUGCUCUACCACCCAUCGGAGAUCUCAGAUUCCGGAGCCCCCAGCCUUUCGGUAAUUGGAAAGGGGUGUUGGACGCUACACGGCCAGCCCCAAAGUGCGUGCAAAGGAAUGUGUACCUUGAAGAACAAGAGGUGUCCGGGCAGGAGGACUGCCUAUUCAUUAAUGUCUACACUCCACAUAUUAAAGGGCACCACCUUCUGGACGUGAUGGUCUACAUACAUGGUGGAGGAUGGGUGGCUGGCACGGGGAGGAACUACCAGCCGACAUACCUCCUGGACAGAGAUGUCGUCCUCGUCACCUUCAACUACAGACUAGGACCACUUGGUUUCCUGAGCACUGGAGAUUCAGCGUGUCCAGGUAACAAUGGAAUGAAGGAUCAGGUGGCAGCACUGCGCUGGGUGCGAGACAAUAUCGCAGCGUUUGGCGGGAACCCGAGCAGCGUAACGAUAUUCGGCGAGAGCGCGGGUGGCGCUAGUGUGCACUAUCACAUGCUGUCACCUGCCAGCAGAGGCCUGUUUCACCGCGCCGUGUCCCAAAGCGGAACUGCUUUCUGCCCCUGGUCCCUUGCUCCUAAUGGGUCGAGCAAACACCAAGCUGAGGAACUUGCAUUUCUGCUCGAUUGUCCGACACAGCCCAGCAGCGAAAUGGUUUCGUGUCUCAGGACGAAGGACGCUGUGGACAUCACAGCAACUGACAGAGCUUACAUGGAAUGGAACAUUCAUCCUAUGAUACCCUUCAGACCUGUGAUAGAGAAUGGGGACGACGCCUUCAUACCUGCCAGUCCUCUGGAACUGUCGAGGAACUACACAGCUGUGCCAUGGAUGACCGGCAUAACUUCGGAGGAAGGAACCAUCGCCGCAUCAAGACUGUACGGGAAGAAUCUGAUCCCCGACAUGGAUGCGAGGUUCAAGUACGCAGCUCCCAUCGCUCUGUACUACAGCGAGACUUCGCCCCGAAAGGAUGAAGUCACCAAACUGAUAAGAGACUUCUAUUUCGGAAACAGCACCAUUAAUAACGACACAGUCGCAUCUGUGGUGAAUAUGUUCACGGAUGGCUGGUUUUUACAAGGAGCGGACCGGGCCGUGAGUCUACAUUUCGAAACAGGGACUGCACCAGUUUUCUACUAUUAUUUUACGUACCGGGGUUCCAAAAGCCACAGCGCGGUCUUCGGCGAUGCGAACAGAAAUUACGGAGUGUGUCAUGCCGACGACUUGAUUUACAUCUUCCCUUCUGGAGACACUUUGCUUGGUACAACACUGACGGAAACAGAUGACAAAAUGGUCGACAUUAUGACAACAUUAUGGACUAACUUCGCUCGUACUGGGAAUCCAACUCCCACCCCUUUCAACGGCGUUCAAUGGCUGCAAGUUGCUUCGCCUUAUUCAAAAGAAUACGUCCAAAUUGAUAAAGAUGGCUUGAGUCCGAAAAGAGGACUGCUGGAAGAAAGGGUCAAUUUCUGGAACACUUUGCCUUUGGAAAUUCCACCCUCGAGUUCCGGAAAGGAUGAACUCUGAAAAACGUUUCUUCAAGUGGGUAAUUUCUACUACAUAAAAACUUUUUGGUUACUAAUCUACAAUACGAAUUAAAAUAACUCGUUAUCUAAAGAAACUGGCUAAUAUUAUUAAUUUAAAAACUAAAAUUAUCUCAUCAAUAUAAAAAAAAUGUAAUAAAUGUCUUAAAUCUCUGA